This is a messenger RNA of Camelina sativa (false flax), 591 nucleotides long. Lineage: Eukaryota; Viridiplantae; Streptophyta; Magnoliopsida; Brassicales; Brassicaceae. The record is from RefSeq and is a predicted model, not a curated record.
AUGGAGAGUUGCAUGGCUUCUACUCCCUCUCCUACACCAAACCAACUUCAACACCCAAGGGAAUGCACUGCUAAGGCCAUUCAUCUCAAUGAGGCAGUUGUCACUGAGGCCAGUGAAGUUAAAACUGGGGAGGAUUGGUCAUUUCUUGAAGCUCAAAAAAAGCUUGGACACACUGAAUUCAAGCCAAGCAAUCUCUACAUAAGUCUAGCUGAUGGUUCACACAAAGAUGUAGUUGGUAAAUUGGAGAGCCUCCUAGUCAAGAUAGGCAAGGCAAGAAUUCCCACUGAUUUCAUCAUAAUAAAGAUGGAUAAGGAGGUAGAGGAUCCAAUCUUGCUUGGGAGACCAUUCCUUGCCACAGCAGGAGCAAUCAUUGAUGUUAAGGAGGGGCUGAUAAGGUUGAACAUAUCUGAAGGUUUGACCAUGAACUUUGAUAUUACAGAUUCAUCUAACCUACCAACCAUUGGAGGUCAACCAUUUAAGAUUGAAGAUAAGGCUGAUUUUGGGGUUUUGAGAGAAGAAGAGACUUCAACAGCUAAGGUCACAUCUCAUGAGGAACAGUUCAACAUCUUAAGGGUUCAGUUCAAGAGCUGA